AUUGUUCGACUGUGCGCGGCCGGGCGCUGUCUUACUCGGCUCUGGCGGUGUCAGUUUGUCUGGCUUCCUCUCAGCCCCUCACUCCCGGCGGCUGACGGCGGCGGCUGCGGCGGGCGGGGCCUGGCGUUUCGAGGCCGAGCGGCGCCGGGGUGAGGGGCGCGGAGGAGGAGGAGGAGGAGGAGGAGGAGGAGGAGCAGUAGCCGGAGGAGGAGCCGUGUGCCCUGGCACCGAGCGGCCGUGGCGAUGGCGUACGCCUAUCUCUUCAAGUACAUCAUCAUUGGCGACACAGGUGUUGGUAAAUCAUGCUUACUGCUACAAUUUACAGACAAGAGGUUUCAGCCAGUGCAUGACCUUACUAUUGGUGUAGAGUUUGGUGCUCGAAUGAUAACUAUUGAUGGAAAACAAAUAAAACUUCAGAUAUGGGAUACGGCAGGGCAAGAAUCCUUUCGUUCCAUCACAAGGUCAUAUUACAGAGGUGCAGCAGGAGCUUUACUAGUGUAUGAUAUUACAAGGAGAGAUACAUUCAACCACUUGACAACCUGGUUAGAAGAUGCCCGCCAGCAUUCCAAUUCCAACAUGGUCAUUAUGCUUAUUGGAAAUAAAAGUGAUUUAGAAUCUAGAAGAGAAGUAAAAAAAGAAGAAGGUGAAGCUUUUGCACGAGAACAUGGACUUAUCUUCAUGGAAACUUCUGCUAAGACAGCUUCCAAUGUAGAAGAGGCAUUUAUUAAUACAGCAAAAGAAAUUUAUGAAAAAAUCCAAGAAGGAGUCUUUGACAUUAAUAAUGAGGCAAAUGGCAUUAAAAUUGGCCCUCAGCAUGCUGCUACUAACGCCACACAUGCAGGCAGCCAGGGAGGGCAGCAGGCGGGGGGAGGCUGCUGUUGAGUCCGGUCUUCCUGUCUCACCGCCCAAGUGGGGCCUGCCCACUGUCUCCGUCCGUCCUGCUCAGCUGAGACAUGAAACUAUUCCAGAUGGCUUUAUGUCACAGAAGACUUUACUCUUUCAAAUUCUUGUAUAACUUUGAAUAAAUGGUUAAUGUUCACUUAAAAA
Molecule: messenger RNA, 1047 nt
Organism: Rhinolophus ferrumequinum (greater horseshoe bat)
Lineage: Eukaryota; Metazoa; Chordata; Mammalia; Chiroptera; Rhinolophidae
Gene: RAB2A
Product: RAB2A, member RAS oncogene family
Exons: 8
Coding region: 244-882 (212 amino acids)
Cellular component (GO): Golgi apparatus
Molecular function (GO): GTP binding; GTPase activity
Source: RefSeq, a predicted model, not a curated record